Molecule: messenger RNA, 2139 nt
Organism: Scomber japonicus (chub mackerel)
Lineage: Eukaryota; Metazoa; Chordata; Actinopteri; Scombriformes; Scombridae
Product: methionine aminopeptidase 2-like
Exons: 11
Coding region: 275-1765 (496 amino acids)
Biological process (GO): proteolysis
Molecular function (GO): metalloaminopeptidase activity
Source: RefSeq, a predicted model, not a curated record
CUGACAUAUGAAAAAUAUGGGUGGAAUACAUUUUAAUUUUACUCCAGAUUAAAUAUGUUCUAUCCUAUAAAUCCCUCUAAGCUGCAUGAAAUUAUGCAAUAGAAGUAUCCACAGUGUUAGUGCAAUAAGAUGACAACCACUCUCAUGCAAAAAACAUGCUGAUUAUUGCAGUCUUGUUGUCAAAAUAUAAAAUCCCAAAAUGCCCCAGUUAGUGAACCUGCCCUAAGUCAAGUGUGGUCCACACAGCACUGUCUCUGAAGGGCUAAAUGUCAUAAUGCUGCAAGGUACAUAUGCCCUUGAGAAUAUUGACUCCCAAGGUAUAGAAAGAAAUUAUGCACAGCCUCUGCCAAGUUCAGAACAUAGUGGAUUGUGUGUAUGUGUGUGUCUCUGUGUGUCCAUGCAUGUGCAUGCUUGCCACUGGUGUACACGUGCGUGUUCACCUGCACAUGCAUGCACGAGGGUGUGUGACUUUGCAGCAGGGACAAAUGAGGCUGAGGGGGAUGGAGAUGCCGGAGGUGUUGGUGAUGUGACAAAACAGUUGGAGCAGCAAACACUGGAGGACAAAGAGAGGGAGGAAGAUGGAGAAGAAGAUGGGGAAGAGGGGGAGAACUCAACUGGAAAGAAGAAGAAGAAGAAAAAGAAGAAGAAAGGAUUGAAGGGACAGACUGACCCUCCCUCAGUUCCUAUUUGUGAGCUCUAUCCCAACGGAGACUUUCCAAAGGGAGAGGAGUGUGAAUAUCCCCCAUCAAAAGACGGGCGCAGCGCAGCGUGGCGGACCACCAGUGAGGAGAAGCGGGCGCUGGACAUGGCCAAUGAGGAGAUGUGGAGUGAUUUCAGGCAGGCAGCUGAGGCACACCGGCAGGUCCGCUCCUACGUCAGGAGCUGGAUCAAACCAGGGAUGACUAUGAUUGACAUAUGCGAGAAGCUGGAAGACUGCUCCAGGAGGCUCAUCAAAGAAAACGGGCUAAAGGCAGGCCUGGCCUUCCCCACUGGCUGCUCCAUCAACCACUGUGCUGCCCACUACACCCCCAAUGCAGGAGACCCCACCGUGCUACGCUACGAUGAUGUCUGCAAAAUUGACUUUGGAACACACAUCAAUGGUCGGAUAAUAGACUGUGCCUUCACCGUCACUUUCAAUCCAAAGUAUGACAGGCUGCUGGAGGCUGUGAGGGAUGCAACUAACACUGGCAUCAAGUUUGCAGGAAUUGAUGUGCGCCUUUGUGAUGUUGGCGAGACCAUUCAGGAGGUCAUGGAGUCCUAUGAAGUGGAGAUAGAUGGGAAAACAUAUCAAGUGAAGCCUAUCAGGAAUCUCAAUGGCCACUCUAUUGGACAAUACAGGAUACACUCAGGAAAGACCGUCCCUAUUGUAAAAGGUGGAGAGGCCACGAGGAUGGAGGAAGGUGAAGCUUAUGCCAUUGAGACAUUUGGCAGCACAGGAAGAGGUGCAGUCCACGAUGAUAUGGAGUGCUCACAUUACAUGAAAAACUUCAAUGUGGGACACGUGCCAAUAAGACUUCCAAGGGCUAAACAUCUGCUCAAUGUGAUCAAUGAAAACUUUGGCACCUUGGCAUUCUGCCGCCGCUGGUUGGACCGCCUGGGUGAGAGCAAGUACCUAAUGGCAUUGAAGAAUCUGUGUGACCUUGGCAUCAUAGACCCCUACCCUCCUCUCUGCGACAUCAAGGGCAGCUACACCGCCCAGUACGAGCACACCAUCCUACUCAGGCCCACCUACAAGGAGGUAGUGAGCCGGGGAGACGACUACUAAGCAUGCCUCAAAACUCAAAGCAAACCAGCAGGAGCAUGACAGCUCAGAGACAACAAACCUCUUCAGACCGAUAGCAAUUAUGCAAUAUUUCUCUGACCUAAAUUUCCACUGCUUGAGUACCUUUAGGUAAUCAUUUUAGCAAGAGCAAGAGACUUGUGUCAUGGCAGUAGCUUACUAGUUUUUUUUUCCAAAGGUCAAAGCCAAUAGAUAAAAGGGCAUAUCUUAUAUAACAUAUGUAGUGUUGUCAUUUUAGUUAUAUUUUGAUGUGCUGCUUUUAGAAAAUAUGCAAAAGAAAUAUAUGCAAAAGAUCCUGCAAAAAAGGUUUUGGUGAACAAAAACGCUUUGCUUCAUUGCCUUGUUAAGACCUUGUGAGG